CUAUUUAAACCCACCCUUCCCUCCCUCCUCUCACCGCUCACUCCACUCUCUUCCUUUUCCCCCUUCCUCGCACUUCUGGACACGACGCAGACACAAACGUAAAAAUGAGCGUAUACAGGUUGAAGUGCUUCGGGCUGCUCCUCCUGCUUGUCCUUUUGGUGUGCUCAAGCUUGGAUGGCUGCGAAGGAAGGAAAGGCAAGCAUUGGAGGCGUAAGUCUCCCUCUUCCUCCUUGGCCAGGAAGAAAACAAGAGGGAAAAGUGGUGGUGGUCACAACCAUGGUGGUGGCGGAGGAAGCGGCGGCCACACGAGUCCACCGCCGAGUUCGAACCAGAGCCCGUGCCCGGUAACAGGGUCUCCGAACGCCUCAAAGCCGGCCAUGUUCGAUGUGCUGGAUUUCGGUGCCAAGGGAGAUGGCGUCACGGACGACACUAAGGCGUUUGAGGAUGCGUGGGCUGCUGCUUGUAAGGUGGAAGGAUCAACUGUCUUUGUUCCAGCAGAGUUCGAGUUCCUUGUCGGCCCUAUCUCGUUCUCGGGACCUUACUGCCAGCCCAACAUUGUGUUUCAGCUGGAUGGGAUGGUCAUUGCUCCGACUGAUGCCAAGGACUGGAGCGUUGGGCUGCUGUGGUGGAUCGAAUUCACAAAGCUGCGAGGAAUAACAAUUCGAGGCAGCGGAACGAUAGAAGGGCGAGGCAGCGUCUGGUGGACAAACACCAACUCUGAUGUUGAUUCAAUAAAUGAUGAGCUGAGUCUGAGGACGCCACAGAUGAAACCGACUGCAUUGAGGUUCUAUGGGAGUUACAAUGUGACGGUGACCGGCAUCACAAUCCAAAACAGCCCACAGUGCCACCUCAAGUUCGACAACUGCGAGGCCGUGCAGGUCUUCAACGUGACCAUCGCUUCACCCGGCAGCAGCCCCAACACAGAUGGAAUUCAUCUCCAGAAUUCGAGGGAUGUUAUGAUUCACCAUACCAACAUGAGCUGUGGUGACGACUGUGUUUCCAUCCAAACGGGAUGCUCAAACGUCAACAUACACAGUGUAGACUGCGGCCCCGGCCAUGGAAUCAGCAUCGGAGGCCUCGGCAGAGACAACACCAAGGCAUGCGUUUCCAACAUCACGGUCAGGGAUGUCAACAUGCACAACACCACGACCGGCGUCAGAAUCAAGACCUGGCAGGGUGGGUCAGGGUCUGCACAGAGCAUAAGGUUCUCCAACAUAAGAGUAACAGAGGUCCAAACUCCCAUCGUCAUCGACCAAUUCUACUGUGACAAAAGCUCCUGCAAGAACCAGACAUCAGCCGUGGCGCUCUCAGGCAUCGCGUACGAGAACAUCAAGGGAACCUACACGGUGAAGCCGGUGCACUUCGCUUGCAGCGACACCUCUCCGUGCUCGGACAUCAGCCUGACCGGGGUGGAGCUGAAGCCACUGCAAGAGCAGUAUCACAUGUACCAGCCUUUCUGCUGGCAGACCUUCGGGGAACUCUACACUCCAACCAUUCCUCCCAUCGUCUGCUUGCAGAAUGGAAAGCCAGCGGGCAACCGCAUCUUGUCCGACCGUGAUGUCUGUUGAUGACCGCCAUCGCCGAGCAAUACCGGUGCACAUACGCGUGCGGUCGCUGUGAUUCGUGCGGCCCCUUGGCACCAUUUCCUCAGAGUACAUAUCUAGAUUUUCCAGCCACCAUCAUUACGAUUACUGAAAAGAGUUUAUAUGUUUCGAUAUAGCAUUCAGGAAUGAGAAUAUGAUCAUUAAUUCA
This is a messenger RNA of Musa acuminata subsp. malaccensis (wild Malaysian banana), 1752 nucleotides long. RefSeq names its product polygalacturonase At1g48100-like. Gene Ontology annotation, biological process: carbohydrate metabolic process. NCBI's taxonomy places the organism in Eukaryota, Viridiplantae, Streptophyta, Magnoliopsida, Zingiberales, Musaceae. The record is from RefSeq and is a predicted model, not a curated record. Gene Ontology annotation, molecular function: polygalacturonase activity.